Messenger RNA from Osmia bicornis bicornis, 2430 nucleotides. RefSeq names its product probable ATP-dependent RNA helicase DDX10. Gene Ontology annotation, biological process: rRNA processing. Lineage: Eukaryota; Metazoa; Arthropoda; Insecta; Hymenoptera; Megachilidae. The record is from RefSeq and is a predicted model, not a curated record. Gene Ontology annotation, molecular function: ATP binding; nucleic acid binding; RNA helicase activity. The transcript is spliced from 13 exons. The coding region runs from base 66 to 2414 and encodes 782 amino acids. Gene Ontology annotation, cellular component: nucleus.
ACAGAAGGUAUAACUAGGUUCAAUGAUGAAUCUUUCUCUGAAAUAAAAAGUGAAAAUAAUACACUAUGUUUAAGAAAAAAAAAAUAAAAGAUUAUAGGACAAAAAAGAAGCAGUUACCCGAAUCUAAAAUAAUUGCAGAAUUACAAUCAAGAUAUAAUAGUAUUGAUGAAACUAAAAUAACAAAAUUUAAGGAACUUCCACUGUCACAAAAAACCUUAAAAGGUUUGACAGAAAAUAAUUACAUUGAAAUGACUGAUAUUCAGAGACAGAGCAUUGGACUUGCAUUACGUGGAAGUGAUAUUUUAGGAGCAGCCAAAACUGGCAGUGGAAAAACCUUAGCAUUUCUUAUUCCAGUUAUAGAAAUUUUGUAUUGUAAACAAUGGACAAGAUUAGAUGGACUUGGUGCACUCAUUAUUACACCAACUAGAGAACUUGCUUAUCAAAUAUAUGAAACAUUACGAAAAAUUGGUCAAUACCAUGAUGUUUCUGCUGGUCUUAUUAUUGGUGGAAAGGAUUUAAAAUUUGAGAAGAAACGUAUGGAUCAAUGUAACAUUAUUAUCUGUACUCCAGGUCGUUUAUUACAACAUAUGGAUGAAAAUCCAUUAUUUGAUUGUAUAAACAUGCAGGUACUAGUAUUAGAUGAGGCUGACCGAUGCUUAGAUAUGGGUUUUGAACAAACAAUGAAUUCCAUCAUUGACAAUUUACCUGCAAAGAGACAAACUCUUUUAUUUUCUGCAACACAGACAAAAUCGGUAAAAGACUUAGCCAGAUUGAGUUUGAAAGAUCCCAUGUAUGUGUCUGUACAUGAACAUGCCACGCAUACUACUCCUGAAGCUCUUCAACAAAGUUAUGUUAUUUGUGCUUUAGAAGACAAAGUAUCAAUGAUAUGGUCAUUCAUAAAAAAUCACUUAAAACAAAAGAUUAUUGUUUUCUUCUCUAGUUGUAAACAGGUAAAAUAUAUAUAUGAAGUCCUUUGCCGAUUGAGACCCGGUAUAAGUUUAUUAGCUCUUUAUGGUACUUUACAUCAACUUAGAAGAAUGGAAAUAUAUGAAACUUUUUGUAAAAAGCAGUUUGCAGUUUUAUUUGCUACUGAUAUUGCUGCCCGAGGGUUAGAUUUUCCUGCUGUAAAUUGGGUGGUACAGAUGGACUGUCCCGAAGAUGUGAAUGCUUAUAUACAUCGUGCGGGUAGAACAGCUAGAUUUCAAAGUGGUGGUGAAUCAUUAUUAGUGUUACUUCCUUCUGAAGAAAAAAUGGUUGAGAAACUUAAAGAGCGGAAAAUUCCAAUAUCCAUGAUAAGAAUUAAUCCAAAUAAAUUACAAUCACCACAACGUAAAAUAGAGGCAUUAUUAGCACGAGAUGUAACAUUGAAAGAAAGUGCUCAGAGAUCAUUUAUAGCUUAUGUAAGAUCAGUAUUUUUAAUGAAGGAUAAGCAAGUUUUUAAUGUUCGCGCAUUAAAUACUGAUUUGUUUGCAAGAUCUUUAGGUCUAGCUAUACCUCCACGAAUUCGAUUUCUUCAAAGAAUGGAACAAAAACAACAAUUAUCUAUUAAAAAUGCUAUAAACGAUCAAAUUAUCAGAAAUCAUAAAUUAGGUAAUAAUACAAAAGAAGUAGAUUCUAAUUAUUCUGACAAUGACCACGAGGAACAUGAACAAAAAGAAACGUCACGUUUGAUGAAUGCAAGUGAUUUUGCAUUUGCCGAUAGUGAUGAUGAUGAUAUACUUACUGUAAAAAGAAAAAAUAUAAACAUUGAUGACAUACCGAAUAUUGUCAAUGAUGAUGAAGAUGAAAAUUCGAAUAAAAAGAAAGUUGUUACAAAAGCAGCAGUCGCUAAAAAAAUUCUUAGGAAGAAAAUAAUACCUAAUAAGAAAAUUACUUUUGACGAGGAAGGAAAGGAGUUAUUAGAUUCUGCUAAAAUGAAGAUAUCAGAAUUAGCUAAACAGUAUGAAAAUGAAGUAGAUUCUGGUAUCAACAUAGAAAUUGCUAAACAGAUAUUACGUGAAGAAGAUCGAUUCGAUAAACAACGUUUCAAAGAGAAAGUAAAAGAAAAGCAUAGGGAAGAGAAACGAAAGUUAAAAGCUAGCAAAAAGAAAGUAGAAAAUAAUAGUAACGACGAGGAUGAAAUGGAGGAAAAUGCCGAUGAUGAUAAUGCUAGUGACAGCGAGUAUAGUGCACCUGAUUUAUCGUGGUUACCAGACCCAGAUAAAAUUUAUGGUAAACAGAAGUCUGACGAAAAAAGUUCCGAUACUGCAGAAUCAGUGGAGAAUGAAGAGGAAAGUAAGAUACACAGGCUUCCUAAAAGGAAACUUAUGACACAGAAGGAAUAUAAAAAGAAAAAGCAAAAAUUAUCUCUCAAGAUAGAAAACACAAAUUUAAAAACAGAUGAGGAAUUAGUACUACAACUUUUACAAAACUGAAUCAGUUUUUAUAGAA